CCAAUGGCCCGGCGCAUUGUGGGGCUCGUCACUGGCGGCGGCCCGCCGGGGGCUGUAGUUCUGGGCGGGAGCCGAGCGGAAGCCAUCGGGGCCCUUCCUCAGUCGCCGCUGUGUUGCAUGCGGGGCUGCGGCGGGAAGAGCGGCGCCGGAGGGAGCGCAGCGUGGGCCGAGUAAGCGAGCACUCGGCGCCGGUCCAGCGGUGCCCUGCCGCCUCACGGGCGAGCGGCGCGCUCCGUGCCUCACACCCCUGCAGGGGUUAAUCGUCCCUCCUCUCGCCCCGGCCGGGCCAUUCCCCGCCGGGCCGCGGCACCACCCGGGCUGGAAGGUGAUGGGUGAGCUGAGAAGCUGGUGAAGCUUACAUGAAAUACUUCUACUGAUCAGUAGCCCAGGUGAAAUAGGCAUGUCCUAAGAUGGCAGUAGAUCUGGAGUAUGAACCAGCCUACAGAAGUGAGUCGAUGCCGGAUUUGUGAGCCUCUGUGCCUUGAUGGCUCUCACUUACUCUGUCUCUAAACCAAAGCCAUCUUUUUACCAAAGCAGUAAAGGAAUGGUGCACAGCUUGAUUACAGAAUGCUCUUUCCAAGGAAGUGAACUGUGAAGGAAGGACUCAUGAGUUUUGAUCCCAGGGGCUUGGAGAGCGUCCCUGAUGGCUGCUCCAAUGAGGACCUUCCUGAGGUGGAGUUGGUGAGCAUGCUGGAAGAACAGUUGCCAGAUUACCAGUUACGAGUGGACUCUCUGUACCUGUAUGAAAAUCCAGACUGGAUUCAGCCCAUGGCUUGCCAUGGCCGGCUGCCGGAGAUGGCUGCUCCAGCUCGUGAGGAGGACUCCUUCCGUUACAUGAUUCUUGGCACAGAUAAUGUGGAGCAGAAAGACUGCGGUGAAGCUGACAUGGUCAAACAUCUGUUAGCUGAGAAGGAUCGGGACCUGGAACUGGCAGCGCGAAUUGGACAAGCCCUCCUUAAGCGAAAUCAUCUGUUGAUGGAGCAGAAUGAAGCACUGGAAGAACAGUUAGGACAAACUCUAGACAGAGUUAAUCAGCUGCAGCAUGAACUGUCAAAGAAGGAUGACCUGCUACGUAUUGUUUCCAUCGCUUCUGAGGAGAGUGAGACGGAUUCCAGCUGUUCCACACCACUGCGCUUCAACGAGUCUUUCACUGUCUCCCAUGAUCCAUUGCAGCUGGAUGUCCUGCAGGAUAAACUAAGAGAGCUGGAGGAAGAGAACCUGGCUCUGCGAUCCAAGGCUUGCCAUCUGAAGUCAGAAACCAUUACAUACGAAGAGAAGGAACAGCAGCUGGUCAAUGACUGUGUCAAAGAACUCCGGCAAACAAAUGCUCAGAUUUCCAGGAUAACAGAGGAGUUGUCAGAGAAGAGUGAGGAGGUGAUUCGCUACCAGGAAGAGAUCUCAUCCCUUUUGUCCCAGAUUGUUGAUCUUCAGCAUAAACUCAAAGAGAAUAUGAUUGAGAAGGAGGAGCUGAAACUUCACUUACAAGCCUCCAAAGAUGCUCAGAGACAACUGACAGCAGAGCUCCAUGAGUUUCAAGACCGGAAUGCAGAGUGUCUGGGGAUGUUGCACGAGUCCCAGGAAGAAGUGAAGUUGCUGCGCAGUAGAGCCAGCUCUGUCGCUUGUCUCUGCCACCCGCAGUCUCGUGGAGCAUUUCCUGUGGAUUCCCUUGCAGCAGAAAUUGAAGGGACAAUGCGGAAGGAAUUGAGUCAGGCUGAUGAAUCUGUUCUCUCCAAGCAAAAGGUUCAACAGAAGCGAGUGUUUGACACUGUCAAGGUUGCUAAUGUCAUCCGUGGCCGCUCCUCUUCCUUUCCUGCGCCGUUGCCAAUCCCUGGAUCAAAUCGCUCGAGUGCUGUUAUGACAGCAAAGCCCUUCCAGUCUGGCGUGCACCACUUGGAGUGCCACACACAGAUGGCCCCAGGGAGCAGCUCUGAGAAGAAUUUGAAAGACACUCACAGUCCUGGCCAGCCGGGAACCCCUGGAGACAAUGACCUGGUCACAGCUCUGCACAGGCUCUCUCUGCGUCGUCAGAACUACCUGAGUGAGAAGCAGUUCUUUGAGGAGGAGUGGGACCGAAAAAUGUAUUUGCUGGCUGAGCAGAAAGAUGAGGCUAGUAGCUGCAGUACACCAACAGAAAGCUCUUUUUCCCCAAGUACAAACUCAGAAUUCACGGAUCUCUCUGCCAGCUCUAGUAAUCUCCGCGUUCUCCUACCAGAGAAGUUGCAAAUUGUCAAACCCAUUGAAGGAUCUCAGACCCUUUUUCAUUGGCAGCAGCUUGCUCGACCCAACCUCGGCACCAUUCUUGACCCAAGACCAGGUGUUGUUACUAAAGGCUUUACCCCUCUGUCUGAUGAUACUGUGCACCACAUCUCUGACCUGGAGGAAGAUGAUGAGGAAGAGGGUGAAGGAGGUAUAACAUUUCAAGCACAACAGUCCUUCCCAGAGGAAAAGAAAUGUGCAUUGUCAAAGCCAGCAGCAGGCAUUUUCGUGCCAUCUAUUACUUCAGCAACAGUACCACUCACUGCCUCAAAUCCAGGGAAGUGUCUAUCUUCAACAAAUUCCACAUUUACCUUCACUACCUGUAGGAUCCUUCACCCAUCUGAUGUCACUCAAGUAACUCCCAGUUCCAUGGGUGCUCUAUUUUCACUGGGGAAUACUGGCAGUAGUACUGGAAACCCAGUAGUGAGCACUCCAGCAGCUCUUCCUUACAGACUAAGUAUUGGAGAAUUUGUUACCAACAGAAGAGACUCAACUACUACUUUCAGCAGCACAAGCAGCCUGGCUAAACUUUUGCAAGAACGAGGCAUCUCUGCCAAGGUUUAUGACAGCCCCAUGUUAGAAAAACUGCCUUUGCUGCAACCCCCUCGAACUCUUCCCAUUCCUUCUACUCCACCAAAUUCUCCUUCGCGUUCACCUUGUCCUUCCCCUCCACUGUUUGAGCUUCGAGUGCAUCACUCAGACAAUUUCCUGGCUUCUCGACCAGCAGAAACGUUUUUGCAGGAAAUGUAUGGCCUAAAGCCCUCCCGUAACGUCCCAGACAUAGGCCAGCUGAAGAUGAGCCUUGUGGACAGACUGAAGAGGCUGGGCAUUGCCAGGGUGAUCAAGCCCCCUGAAACACAGGACCAUGGCAAGAAUCAGGGGCCAGAGGUUGGCUUGCAGAGGCAGGACUCAACUGGGUUCUUAAAUGCAGGUAGCAACUUAAUGGCAGGACUGAGAAGAAACCAGAGUCUUCCAGCCAUAAUUGGAGCACUGGGAGCUCCUGUUUGCACACAGUCAUCAAAAAUGGAUAUACUAAAGGAAGACUAACUGGCCUGAAAGGUGUUUGACUUAGAGCACAGUAAAUAAUUUGAGGGAUGAACAUCCAGUACAGGCAUUGUUAGGUGUGUUACAGAAGCGUUGGAGAAGGCAUGUGCAUGUUAAAAUGUGGGAAAGACAAGCGUUGGGACCAAGGAGCAAAGGAACAUUGCUUGGGUUUGAGGAAGAAGGUUUUUGUGGGAGACAGAAAGGUAAAACCAAAGCUUUAUUUCAAGACCCCCCUUCAGCAUCUUGUCUUAACUUAGUCAGAAGUGAAGACUGUUGUAGACAUUUUCAAUGUUUUAACCCUUUAACCUCUAUGUGUAGGUAUUUUAUUUUUUUCCACCAUACACCCAUAGUAUUUACUAGUUGUUUGCAGUCAGGCUACAUAAUUUAAAUAUAAUAUUAAAAUAACAAUCAGUCUGACCAGCAUUAUCAGCCCAAGUUCCUCUCUGUAGCAAACAAAUAUGAAAACUUGGAAUUUUUUUUCAUUCUUUUAUUUUCCAUUUCAGAAGCUCUGCUCUUUUGAACACCUCCUCACUUUGAGAAGCAGGGGAGAGAAUCUUUAGCUCUAUGUAAGAAAGUAAUACUUCAGUUUACAAACACAGGAUUUAUAUUUUGAAAGAGUGCAAUUGUGUUAGUGAGGUAUUGACAGAAGUUAAUUUCUUUCCAGAGCUUGUGAACAAAGCACACAGAGAAAUGUGCAAUGAAUAAGAAUUAAGAACCAGAAUAGUGUGUUGGGGUGAGAACAUCCAGCUAAGAAAUCUUUCCAAAGUGUAGAGUGCAUCUAUUUAAAUGAGGAUAGUUUUAUGCACACACACUCACACAAAUAUCUCAGGCACGUUUCAGCAUUGCAAAAGGAAAUAAACCCUAGGUGCUUGAUUAAGGGCUUCUUUUUAAAGACUUAAAUGGAGAACAUUUACUUCAAGGAAAUUGUUGGAAGUUCAGAAAACUGCCUCUUGUCUUGCCAAGUACACAUUCUUUAUAUUUGAUAGUUCUCCAGUAAACUUUAUGUCUUUCAUUCAAUUAUUUCUCAUUUUAAGUAGGAUUUUGUUUAAAAGAUUUCAUUAAGAGCAAAAUUUGUCAGUCUCUAAAUAGAAACAGGAAGAAAAAAGCUGGUGUUCUUUGUAGCAUUUUAAUGAAUAUUGAAAUCCAGUGACCAGUGAUGGAGUGUGUUUCUGAACAUAGCUGAGGCAGAGUUUCCAACUCAAAAAAGAACUUCAUUUUAGAAAUCUGGUUUCUGAGUGUUAAUUAUAAAAAUAUUACUGCCCAUGCUACUUUUUUGAUUCCUUCCUGUCCAAGAUUCUAAUCAUAAAUGAACAAUCUACAACAGAUGUUUUGUGUAACUUAAGAAAAAGUUGUCUUUGCCAGUGACCUGAAUAGAAACAGCUUCUUAGUCUUUAUAUAAAUUUUCACUGUACCUCUCAACAUUAUAAAAUGAUUUGUUUCCAUACAAUUAGAUUAAGCAGUUAAGUUUACCUUGCCUGUUACUAUGUAAGUGGGGUAUAGCUGGCAGCUGUCUAGGGGUGUGGUGUGAAGCAUCAGUGCAGUCACACUGAUUUGCAUUUGCUGUUAGGCAUAUUAUCCAUAAUCAGUACCCUUGUUGCUGCAGAGGUGAAUGGAGUAGGGCAGGAAAAGAAAGCUUCUUAACCUUGUUUAUAGGAAAUUUGUAAUGUGGCCUUUACAGUUCUGUAGAUCUUGUAAUGACUCUUUGAUAUUUUUGUUUUGUAAAGGGAAAAGGAGUAACCACUUCAAACUUGCACAGGGAUUCUUGUCUGUCAGCAGCGCACAGAAAUAUUCCAGAACUCCUGGAGCUGCCUUUUGCU
Messenger RNA from Vidua macroura (Pin-tailed whydah), 5117 nucleotides. It is a transcript of the gene TRAK2, whose product is annotated as trafficking kinesin protein 2. The record is from RefSeq and is a predicted model, not a curated record. Bases 607 to 3303 code for a protein of 898 amino acids. Gene Ontology annotation, cellular component: dendrite. Gene Ontology annotation, biological process: neurogenesis; anterograde axonal transport of mitochondrion. The transcript is spliced from 16 exons. NCBI's taxonomy places the organism in Eukaryota, Metazoa, Chordata, Aves, Passeriformes, Viduidae. Gene Ontology annotation, molecular function: GABA receptor binding.